UGUUGACGUUCACGACGCCCGGCACGGUUUUACGUGAAACGCAACGAAUGACAAAAGCGGAGCGGUGAGGUUGGUGGUGGUCCCCGAAACAUGACUCUCGUCCCCUGGGCCCACAUGAGGAAGAUGACCGGGGAUGGGAACCUUCCCGCCGCUUAAACGUGACUUCUCCAUCACCGCCGCAACUCGACAGGAGCGUUAAAAACAAACGGAGAGGACACGUCUCUGUGUUAAUUCAGGAGAAGAUGGCGGAGUUCUCGCCCGUCCUGCCGAUGCGGGAUGGAGGGGCAGGAGGACGCUUUGGUCAGCCCAUCUUUCCUCGGUCCAGGUCCGGUUCCGAGUCAGAGAGCGAACUGUCCCAGAGCCUGGCCCGGACCAAGAUCCGCUCGUACGGGAGCACCGCCAGCGUCACGGCCUCUUUGGGGGAGAAAUACGUAGAGCAUCGGGUUACAGGCAGUGAUACUCUGCAAGGGAUUGCUCUCAAGUACGGUGUCACGAUGGAGCAGAUCAAGCGAGCCAACAAGCUCUUCAGCAAUGAAUGCAUGUUCCUGAGGAACAGCCUCAACAUCCCUGUGCUGUCGGAGAGGCGCUACAUAUUUAACGGCUUGUCUCUGGAAUCUCCCGACGGGGAGGGUGAACCCGAAUGCCAGGAGCCAGAUGCACCUUGUAUCGUGAUGCAGGAUAUUGAGGGACCCUCACCACCACCGUCUCCACCUCCUAAGGACUCCAAACCCAUCCAGCCAGAGGAGCUGUCAGCCAAAGACUUCUUACACAGACUGGAUUUGCAAAUUAAACAGUCAAAGCAGGCUGCGCGCCGGCUGAAAGAAGAGGAAGUAAGGAGCAACGAAGACAACUACACGGCCCCUACAACGUCGUACCAGGAGACAUGAGAGACUAUUCUGUUGACCUGAGGCCUGAGACACACAAACAUACACGCACACACACACACACACACUGGUGUCUUUCUAUAGUUGUGAAGAAGACCUAAACAUCAUAUAUUUCAUAGCUCUUUACCCUAAAACUCAACUAUAUGUUGAAAAAUGCAACUUUUUUGCAGCACGGGUACAAUUUUUCUUUUUUUAAGUUACGGGUCCAGCGUGUAAGAAACAGUGACAUCUAAUGGUUGGACUGCAGAUUGCAGCAAACGGAGGUGUGUCAGGGAACUACGGUGGCCUUCACGUACCAGAAAAGAUGAGUCUUAGUGAGGAGUCUUAGCUGAUGAGGUUCCCAUAGAUACUGAUGUUUAAAAGUCUUGCUUAAAACGCACGCUGUAACUUAAUGCUGGUCUUAAGUACAUAUUACAGGGUAAUUUUAUAGCUAUGAAAACCAAACGGUAUUUUAGUUGAAAACAAUUAUGAUCUUUAAAAAAAAUACGUCCAAUUUCUGCCAAUAAAACCAACACAAUCUUACACAGUGGACCAUAAAUGGGAUUAUUAUAAAUCAUGAGGCUCAGGAAUGACUGGAGUUUUGCAGGUGCCCUCUUGUGACACUUCCAAAUGAAUCACCAAAUUGGUUGACUUACUGCGAGAGCAUCUAUCACAAGGCAAAGUCGUAAAUGAUCCCAUCACUGUGUGUAAAUUGAGCCUAAUUCUUAAAUUCUUAUCCUAAAACCAAGUCUUAACACUCAGGAAAAACACUUUUAAAGUCGAGGACCGGCCUGAAGGUUGGUUUGAGCCAGAAAUUGUCCUCACAACCAUAGAAAGACACACACACACUUACACACACGUCACUAAAACCUUGCUUUUCCUCUUCUACCCGUCUUUGCUUUCACGAGACCACAGUGAACAAAAAUGUCAUAUCUGCCUUUAAUUUGUCGUUUACGCAUCAUGUUUUUGUACGUUUAGUUUUAUUGGAAGGAAAACGUGAACAACGUCGGCUCAUCAGAGCGCGCAUGUGUCCGUCCGUCUCACCUUCUGCUCCAGAAGCUGCUGUAUAGAUCCCACCUGCUGCAUAUACUGACACAUACUGUAUAUAUACACACACACAUACAUACACAGGAGGAUUAGCUCGUUAGACUUGCUAACUGCUUCUGAAAUCCUUAAUCCUGUCCCUGAAUAGUAACAGUGGGAAACCAUAUUCAGGCCUUCUGCAUCAGUGUUUACCCGGUGCGAACCCGGUCACUUCCCGAUCUGCGCCAGACACCGAAUCAGGGUUCCCACGAGUUUUUCGAAUAUUGCCCUAAAUAGACGGGAGUUAUUGAAUUUUGUGACUACUUCCUGUUACCGCUAAUGUUUUUGUUAAUCGACAUUGGAAUGACUACUAAAAUGAACGAGAACAAGAGAAGGUGUAUUUUAUUUCAUUUCAUGGUAAAAAGGUUAGUGCGGGACGUAGUAAAAAAAAAAUGUCAAAGCCAGUGCCUUUUAUUUUGAAAGCCACGGUGAACCGGCAGUCGGUGGGUUUGUGCGAGGAGCCUCCGCAUUGCUUUUGUUUUUAGCUGCACAUGUAAGCUACAUUACUAAAUAAAUAACUACUACAAAAAUAUAAUAUAACAUUAUUUAACAGGAAGUAGUCAGAGUAUUAGGUGCAGAUCGAGCAGUGACGGGCGGUGGAUGGACUCGAGGCCUUUGUUCCUUUUGCCUCCAUAGAAGCUUUUUUUUUUUUUUCUUUAGGAACAGAGGGAACUGCUUCAUUUCUUUUUGACGUGUGAAUGCAUUAUUUAUGUGUGCGGAGAAGUGUCUGUAACCGCUGUUUUACUGUGCGUUUAAAUUCCAUUUCUGGUUUUAUUUUGAAGAGAAAUAAAUAUGUAUUUAAGCCAAAACAUGA
Molecule: messenger RNA, 2760 nt
Organism: Solea senegalensis (Senegalese sole)
Lineage: Eukaryota; Metazoa; Chordata; Actinopteri; Pleuronectiformes; Soleidae
Gene: lysmd2
Product: LysM, putative peptidoglycan-binding, domain containing 2
Exons: 3
Coding region: 243-887 (214 amino acids)
Source: RefSeq, a predicted model, not a curated record